This is a messenger RNA of Scophthalmus maximus (turbot), 893 nucleotides long. RefSeq names its product FKBP prolyl isomerase 11 (gene fkbp11). Gene Ontology annotation, biological process: protein peptidyl-prolyl isomerization. The record is from RefSeq and is a predicted model, not a curated record. NCBI's taxonomy places the organism in Eukaryota, Metazoa, Chordata, Actinopteri, Pleuronectiformes, Scophthalmidae. Bases 259 to 852 code for a protein of 197 amino acids. Gene Ontology annotation, molecular function: peptidyl-prolyl cis-trans isomerase activity. The transcript has 6 exons.
UCCCGUUGGCCUGAUGCUGGCGGAAUGUGUGAGGCGGGCUCUGUCGGGAGACCCAGGUAUUGGGACAACGUCCACGGACUGCGGGUCCUUAUCGCUACAGUAUUAUAACACAUCAGCAUUACCUGCUGCUGAGCCAUUUUGGACAGAGGGGUCGACGGGCAGACUGCGAGGCUCGGCUUCUCUCCCCCUCUCUCUUUCUCUGAAGAAGAAGAAGAAGAAGAAGAAGAAGAAGAAGAACCGUACACGGAAGUUGUUGUUAUGGCACCUCUUAGCCAGAAGUUCACAAUGAAGACCAGCGUUUUUCUGCUGCUGCUCGCAGCUUCGUUCACCCGUGGACUCGCACAGGGAGACGACGGCGCGGUCGAGGAGCUCCAGGUGGAGACCCUGGUGAAACCCCAAACUUGCCCUGUACUUUCCACAAUGGGAGACACGCUGCACAUCCACUACACGGGAAAACUGAUGGAUGGAAAGGUGAUCGACUCAUCUCUGUCCCGGGACCCUCUGGUUGUUGAGCUGGGGAAGAGGACAGUUAUUGCUGGUCUGGAACAAAGCUUGGUUGGUGUGUGUGAAGGGCAAAAAAUCAAAGCCUCCAUUCCCUCUCACCUUGCAUAUGGAAAAAAAGGUUACCCUCCAACUAUCCCAGGUGAUGCUGCUCUUGAGUUCGAGGUGGAGGUGAUUUCUCUAACACAGCAGACGGCGUGGCAGAAAAUGGUCAACGACGUGUUCCCUCUCAUGUGUUUGGCCCUCGUGCCCACUCUACUUGGCUUGGUGGGACUCUACCUCUACAAAAAGGCCAACGCCCAGAAGCCCGGCAAGAAGAAGGCGAAGGAUAAGAAGAUUAAGAAGAAAUAAGGACAAGGCACAGAACUAUUUAAUAAAUUUUUUAAAUUGUA